Messenger RNA from Amaranthus tricolor (Joseph's coat), 1309 nucleotides. Its product is annotated as peptidyl-prolyl cis-trans isomerase-like. NCBI's taxonomy places the organism in Eukaryota, Viridiplantae, Streptophyta, Magnoliopsida, Caryophyllales, Amaranthaceae. The transcript has 7 exons. Bases 201 to 980 code for a protein of 259 amino acids. Gene Ontology annotation, biological process: protein folding; protein peptidyl-prolyl isomerization. Gene Ontology annotation, molecular function: peptidyl-prolyl cis-trans isomerase activity. The record is from RefSeq and is a predicted model, not a curated record.
GAGAUAUUUUAAUUAGUAAAAUAAAAUCAUAGUUUUACACAUUUACAACCAUUACUAAAUCUUCUCGCAUUUUUAUUUCUAACAAAAAAAUUCUUCUCGCAUUUAUCUCCAAUCCUUUUAGUUUCUUGUCAACUACCCAACACUCGACAGUCAUCCGUCGUCAAAAUAUUCGCAGCUCCUUGUAUCUUCAUCAAUCGUCAAUGGCGGCUUCUUUCGUAACCCAAGCAAAAUUUAAUUCAAUUUCCGGCAAAGGUUGUUAUAUUCCGAUGAAUGUCGCAGUGAAUUCUGCCGUUUCGUGCUCGCUUAAACUUCCAAGGAAUCUAUUCUCGUUUUCAAACUCCUUAUGUCACGUGUCUCUCACGUGCACCUCUCCCGCUUCAGCAUCUUUUCGUCUGAAACCUAAUUUUGUUCCGUCUGUUCGUGCUUCUGCUGAGUCUGAUCUGCAAGAGACUUUAUUGCAAGCAAAAGUGACGAAUAAAGUAUAUUUUGAUAUAAGCAUCGGCAAUCCAGUUGGGAAGUUAGCUGGUAGGAUUGUGAUUGGUCUCUUUGGUGAUGAUGUGCCUCAAACUGCUGAGAACUUCAGAGCUCUUUGCACAGGGGAAAAGGGAUUUGGUUAUAAAGGUUCUUCGUUCCACCGUGUUAUCAAGGAUUUCAUGAUACAAGGUGGAGAUUUUGAUAAGGGAAAUGGAACCGGAGGCAAAAGCAUUUAUGGCCGAAACUUUAAGGACGAGAAUUUUAAAUUGGCUCAUAUUGGACCUGGCGUUGUUAGCAUGGCAAAUGCUGGCCCCAAUACCAAUGGCAGUCAAUUUUUUAUUUGCACCGUCAAGACACCUUGGCUGGACAAGAGGCAUGUAGUCUUUGGGCAGGUUCUAGAAGGCAUGGAUGUUGUUCGACUCAUUGAAUCACAGGAGACCGACAGAGGUGACCGUCCAAGGAAAAGGGUUGUCAUCAGUGAUUGUGGCGAGCUUCCAUCAGUAUAAUGCAUGAUGUGGUAGUAUCUGGAUGGGUUAAACCAUAUUGCAGGCUUCGAGUUUUACCCUCUUCAUCUUGAUUUGAUUAUCAGAACGAGGUUCAUUUUCUACACAUGUUAUUCUCUUUGUCAUCCCUCUCUUCCUCCUAAGUUUUGCCCAUCUAGAGAAGUACAGUAGUGUGCACUGUGGAGUAUUCAUAGUGCUUUUUGACCAUAUUUCUUAAAUUUUAGAAAUCCUUUGGUGGAUAAUGAAAUACUUCUAUGUAAUGACUAAUGAUGCCAAUAUUUCCAGUUGCAAACAUAAGAUGAUAUAUGAUUCAGAAUCUUGUUCUCUUGGAA